This is a messenger RNA of Poeciliopsis prolifica (blackstripe livebearer), 1717 nucleotides long. RefSeq names its product tyrosine-protein kinase TXK-like. Gene Ontology annotation, biological process: adaptive immune response; peptidyl-tyrosine autophosphorylation; T cell receptor signaling pathway. The record is from RefSeq and is a predicted model, not a curated record. NCBI's taxonomy places the organism in Eukaryota, Metazoa, Chordata, Actinopteri, Cyprinodontiformes, Poeciliidae. Gene Ontology annotation, molecular function: non-membrane spanning protein tyrosine kinase activity; ATP binding; protein binding.
AGCCGACUUCGAGCUCCAGAACCAGAACUGGAGCAAAACCAGGCGGAGGAGGAGGAGGACAGAAGAGAGCGAAGACCAAACACCAGCAUGAUCCACUCGAAUCAAUCCACCCACUCUAUAUUCUGCUGCUGCUGUGCUGUUCAAAGCAGGGAGAUCAGCACACGCAUGGAGCUGGAGGGCAGAACGUCUCUUUGCUUCCCAAGCAGACGAUACCCUGGAAAUGCCCGGCGGGUGGACCGGUCCAGGAAAAAGCUCCCUCUGCCGCCUCCGGAGAACGGAGAAGGUGAAGGUUUGGUGAGGGUUGUUGCCAUGUACGACUUCACGGCCAAAGAAGACUCAGACCUCACCAUUAAACAGGGGGAGGAAUAUGUCAUCCUCCAUAAGCAGGACCAGCUGUGGUGGCGAGCGGAGGACAGGCAUGGGAAUAAAGGCUUCAUCCCCAGUAACUACGUAACAGAGAACAGAAUCGAAGCAAACUCGUGGUACUGCAAAAACAUCACCAGAACAGAAGCAGAACAGCUGCUGAAACAGCAGGAUAAAGAAGGUGGUUUUGUUGUGCGGGAAUCCAGUAAACAAGGAACUUACACAGUUUCUGUUUAUACAAAGACAUUAAGUUUGAAUGGGGACAUUAGGCAUUACCAGAUAAAAAUAACCAACACUGGACAGUUCUACCUGGCUGAAAAACACGUCUUCAGCUCCAUACCAGAUGUUAUACACUACCAUGAACACAAUGCAGCAGGUCUCGUGACCCGGUUACGGUCGGGACCGAUGGGAAGGUGUGUUCCAGCCACAGCAGGAUUCAGCUCAGAGAAGUGGGAGAUCAACCCCAGUGAGCUGACCUUCAUGAAGGAACUGGGCAGCGGCCAGUUUGGAGUGGUGAAGCUCGGCAAGUGGAGAGACCAGCAGAAAGUGGCCAUCAAGACCAUCAGGGAGGGAGCCAUGUACGAGGAGGACUUCGUCGAAGAGGCCAAAGUCAUGAUGAGGCUGUGCCAUCCCAAACUAGUCCAGCUGUACGGCGUCUGCCUGAAGCAUCGCCCCCUGCUGAUCGUGGCUGAGUUCAUGGAUAACGGCUGUCUGCUGAACUACUUGCGGCAGAGGGGCGGAGCUCUGAAGGAGGCGUGGCUUAUGUCCAUGUGUCAGGACGUCUGUGAGGGGAUGGAGUACCUGGAGGCUCACAGCUUCAUCCACAGAGACCUGGCAGCCAGAAACUGUCUGAUUAACGAGAACAACGUGGUGAAGGUCAGCGAUUUUGGGAUGACCAGGUACGUUCUGGACAACCAGUACACCAGUUCCAGUGGCGCCAAGUUCCCAGUGAAGUGGUCGCCUCCGGAGGUUCUGCACUACAGCAAAUACAGCAGCAAGUCAGACGUGUGGUCCUUCGGCGUGGUGAUGUGGGAGAUCUUCUCCGAGGGUCGAACGCCGUUUGAGAACCGCUCCAACUUGGAAGUAGUGAACGACAUCACCAAAGGGAUUCGGCUGUACCGGCCGCACCGCGCCUCCCAGCCGCUGUACGCCAUCAUGUACCGCUGCUGGCACGAGAAACCUCAGGGACGGCCGGCGUUCUCUACACUGUUGGAGGAAAUCAGAAAACUGGCAGAAAAUCCAGACUAACACAAAGAUGCUAUUCUUUUACCUCUGAAUAUCAAGCUGUUUUCAAACUCAUAUGUACAAAUAAAAAAUGUUUUAUUGCUGUAUAUAAAUGUAUAAAUUUAACUUA